Sphaerulina musiva SO2202 is the source of this 1700-nucleotide messenger RNA. RefSeq lists its product as uncharacterized. The record is from RefSeq and is a predicted model, not a curated record. The transcript is spliced from 2 exons. NCBI's taxonomy places the organism in Eukaryota, Fungi, Ascomycota, Dothideomycetes, Mycosphaerellales, Mycosphaerellaceae. The coding region runs from base 231 to 977 and encodes 248 amino acids.
GCCCGCCCACUCUUGCUCCCGCGCUGAAACCUGCAACUUUUCAUUGUGCUCCGAUAAGACACUUUCACUUGACCAUUACUCUCCCCAACAUGCUAUCGCGUGGUUUUCGCAGACACAACUACAUCGUCAAGAGGCACCACCGACCGGCCGUCACAUUGCGCGACGCACGAUAGGAGCGUCGCGGAAGCCCGACCACUCCCGUCCUGCUGAUACCGGAGUCAACAGGUACUAUGGCCGCCAUGUUGGAUCUACUUCAAUCCGCCUCAGGUUUCACAUCCGAGAAUAGCCUCUCGGGGGUCCCUACCCCGCCAUACACGCCCGCGCGACCCUUUCGACCUGGCAAGCGCACCAGACUGGACCGUGGCGACUCUCCAGCCUCAGUGUCCGGCUCGGUACAUCCCCACGAAACUGAGAGCCCCGCCAAGAAGCCGGCGAAGAAGCGACUUGCGCUCGACAAUAUCAAAGUGGAGGAUCUGACCGAGGAUGUUGGCUACAUGGGCGACGUCGAUGGAAUUUUGCCCUAUGAGACCGAGUCAGCAGAUGAAAGUAGCGAAGACGAUGCCGACGAACACGAUACCGCGACAGACAUAAGCGGCGAUGAGGCUGUGAGCCUGGCGAGGAAAUUGUCGCAGAUGGACUGCACAGACGAUAGGGAAAUAUUCUUGCAAGAAAGGAAACGACGUCGACGGCGCGAACGACAGUCCGUGAAUCACACCAAGCGAACUCACAGCUUGGCCAACGAGAGCAUCGCAGAGCCCACCGACGUCGAAGCCCUGGGCGAUCAUGAUUAUGAAGCUGGGCAGCGGAGACUGAGGAGGCGCACUCGAGGACCAGAUGAGCUGGAAUACCUUGACAAAGAAGAGGCCAGCUACUCGCCUGAGGCCGGGCAGCACAGCUCGGCUCCUGCAAGCAUUGCUUGCAACGUCGAUACCCCCUCGGUCGAGGUGGAAGUGAUGGACAUUGACGAUGCAGGGUAGAGCGGCGUCUAAUGCUGUUCACUGUGCUUACCAUCCAGGAGUCUAGGCGGACACGCAUAGAAUGCGCCAGUCCGCAGCGCACCAGUAGCCUUCCGAGAACAGUCUUGCACGUGUCUUCGAUAAUUGUCUAAACCACUGCAGAUGGUCUUGGACCCGACGAAGUGAUGGUGUCAGAGGUGUUGCGCUCAGCUACAUGAAGAUUGAUCACCACGGGUCACUUCAGACGAACAGUGACAUGCCACAAGGCUGCUCCCAAGGACAGCCGAGACAGUGAAAAAGGCCUCUUGCUUGGCCCUCGGCUGCUCUCCAAAGUCCCAAACGUUUUCCACGACAACGAGAAGAUGGCAAUCGACCACGUCGGACUUCAGGGCUUGUACCUGGUAGUAUCUCAACGUGCAGACUCAUAACCAGCGACAAGGAGAAAAAACAGGUCGAGUUGCAAGCCCCAUUCAAGGAAAGCUCGGCUUGGGUGCGAGAGGAGAAGAAGCGGGCAGAUGAAUGGGGCAUCGGCAUGAAGAUGAAAUGCUGGGAGCGCUCUACUUGUUAUUGUAGGCAGCAUGGGCCAUUGACUUCAUUACUGAAAAGGUAGUAUUCAUCCUGCUGCAGCUGCACCUCUUUCUCCCACACCUGAUCCGUAAUCAGACCGCGGGGGAUACCUGACUUAUCGGCUUACGAGCAAGAAUGCGGCCUUUUCACAUUUGUAUAUGAUAUGGCACGCCCUCU